CGAGAUUCUUCGCAUGCUAUUCCAGUUUAGGGGACCGCACAGGAUGAAAGAUAUAGAUGAUUUCUGUGCUGGCAAAAAAUAAAACUAGUUUUUUUUUCGUGCACGAAUUGGGCCGCGGGAUGAUGCUCAUGUUGUAUUAAUUUGGUCAAGGGUCACUCAGCUUCAACGUAAGGCUGGUCAGCACGACGAAAUAUUUAUAUUGGUGUGUCGAAGCUUGAUGUACGAAACAGAGGAGAUCACAACCAGAAAGAAGUAGGUACAAGACAUAAAAUCAAGAAAGAAAAAAUCUGCGUACUACAACCUCCACCACACGACCACGACGGCGCACCACAGCGCGACGUCGACGCGGAUCAGGAGGACAAGGUGAAUUGACUUCUCCACAGAGGCGCCUUGUGCUGCAUCUACUACUUUCUGCACCACAAAAUAGCAGCGACAGCCACAUCUCGUCCGUCUUCUACGAGCACAUCCGCCGUCACCAUCCGCCAAAAUGCCGCCGAAGAAGGAUCUGAGCGGCAACCCGCACAUGGAUGUGCUACUAGCGGGCAUCGAUAAAACUAACGCCACGCUGGAAUAUCAAACGUGACAUCAGAAGAAUCCUCCUGCUUGUUGUAAGUAGAGCGCCCCUCUCCUGCCGCGGAUGAGAUGUUUCAUGAAGUAGAUGUAGCUUCAUUCUUUGUACUAGUACUACUAACUCUAACGAGAAGUAGUCGUGCUGCGUCGAAAAUAAAGGGUGCCGCAGCUUCUUGCUUUUGCAUCACUCAGGUGUUGACCUCCACCACGGCGGGCCAACAUUGGCUGCUGUGUUGCUUUUUUGCAUGGGGUGCAGAAGGGCGUCCAACAGCCUCUCCCCGCUCACACGUUCAUGAUCGAGACAUAAAGAUCAAAUCACGAAUGCGAGGGACGAGGGGGGCACUAGUCGUACAACAGGAGCAGGAGGUUGUCGCACGUCAUACUGCCUCCGUCCCACUCCGAAGACAACUCGCUCGGUCAGCUAGCUGCAGGGGAGUAGAGGGAUUGCCGAAAUCAGAAGACUUCCAAUUGCCAAAGUAUGUUAUACGUUCGUUUGUGUGCGUUUCAUCUGUGAUGCUACAACAUCUAUGUCAUGUGACGAUUUUUUGGAGAACUCGACAAUAUUGCUAUUGACAUUGAGUCUCCAUUCACGCUGUUGUCCUCUUCUAGCGUACUAAUCUUUACACAUCACAAAUGAGGUAUGUGGAGGUCGACAGAAGAAGAGUGGAGCAACCUACGCAUUGCAAAUUUUUCUCCAUCUCCACGCAUUUUUUAUAUGAAGCUGAAUGCUGAAGACGAAGUUGAAUGAGAAUGUGUCAUGCUUCUUGCUGGGGGGUUGAUGAUGUCAAUUGAUGUUUUGUUCUGACAACUUAGUACUGAUUUGGACCGACUUCAAAAAUGUUAAGAAAAUCGGAAAAAAAUCCGCAAAAAAUCCAGGCACGCCGCAAAAAAUCGACUUUGUGCCGCGGCUGCUAACGUCCACAAGCGAAGCAAAGUAGCGCGAAACGAAGUCGGUUGCCCGCGUUCUCGAAGCUCGAGAAUGCGCCAACUCGGUCUCGCGGCAGUUUUUGCCGGUGUCCUGAGGCGUUAGGCCCCACCCUGGAGCAUCCGGGCUGUCAGAAAGAUUCCCGCAGCCGGGUUGGGGACGCCGGGUUGUCAUAUUCCGCCCGGCGGGCGGUGCUCACAAAAUCGCUUUUGUGAGUACUCGCGGACAGAUUCGAUUUUGUGCGCACCCUUCCGGUACGCUUCUCAAAGAUGCCCUAUCCUCGGGCGGGGCCACACAAUCCGCGCGUGGUCGCAAAUCGAUUUUACCAACACAAAUGCCGGAAAAUCCGGCAAAAGCUGCAAAAUUGAUUGCGUGGGGCGAAGUCGCAGAGGACGGGCCUCUGCCCGCCUUGGAUCGAUGUUUCGGUCGCACGCUACAGGCUCAGGGAUGAUCGCGAAUUCCAGAACUUGCGCCCCGAUGAAGUUCCGCGCAUUCACCGUGUUGGCCCAGCGUAAAAACCAAUGGGAAUUCCCGAGAUUGUGGAUUUACAUCCGGGCCCUAGUUCUGAAAAGCCGCGGGAGUGGCAUGGGCCCCGUCUGCGUGUUCUGAGCUCCGUAGAGGCGCCAGGAACAGGCUCUCGGCUGGCGCGGGGGUCGCAAAAUCGAUUUUGUGAACAGGCAGCCCUCGGUGGGUGCCGCGGCUCAGUCCUCGACAGCCGCUGGGCGCUUGGGGCGAAGAGUCGGGGACUUUAGUCACUUCAGGCUCGCAGAAUCGUCUGUGGGUUCAAUCACCCGAGGCGCGCAAAAUCGAUUUUGCUGGCCCGCUCCUUGUGCGGUGUCUGCGUGAGUGGUGGCGCGGGCACAAGAGGUGGUGGGCCUGCUAUGUGGGCAAGGUAGGUGGCAGUCCGGCUGCUUGGCAAAAUCGAUUUUCCAACUUCCUGAAAAUCCAGAGGAGCAAGUGUUCCGGAAAUCCGCGUGUUGGACUUUCCGGGACUGCCGAAAAAUCGAUUUUCCGGGUUCCGGAAAUUCCGGAAAUUCUAAAAACUCCGAUGUUUGCGAAAAAUCCGGAAUUUUCCGAAAUCGAAAAUCGAGAUCGGGACAUCCGCAAGUCCUCGAAAUCGAAAACCGAGGCGGAAAAUCGCUUUUCUGCUUCAUUGCUACGGAGAACGGACCAAACCUGGCCCAUACCAUCGGCGGAGGCAGUUGCUUACUAUCCAGUUGGUAAUCUGCUGCCAAAAAUCCGAGCGCUUGCAUUUUCAAGAGAUUCGGAGGCGCACCAAAGUCGAUUUUCUGUGUGCCAAAAGUGCGCCCAAGUGUGCGCCAAAAGUGCGCAGAUGUUACUAUUCAAUAGUAACGAAGACGGACCAAACCUGGUCCAUACCAUGGGCGGAGGCAGUUGGUUACUAUUCAAUAGUAAUUACUAUUUUGCUCGGGACGCAACACAAAACAAAUCGUAUUUUUGCGUGCGACACCUCGAGUGCGACUGCCUUCGGAUUUUUUUUGGAUUUUUGGCAGCAGAUUACCAACUGGAUAGUAAGCAACUGCCUCCGCCGAUGAUAUGGACCAGGUUUGGUCCGAUCUCGCUACUAUUGAAUAGUAAUGGAGGCACGAAAUCGAUUUUCUGCUAUUUUCUAGGAAGCUUUAUUUUCCGGAAGUCGGAAAAUCCGGACCGCAGCGAUCUCCCGAGAUCUUUCCGGAAGUCCAGAUCUCUUCGGAAAAUCGAAUGUCCGGCAAGGUGCCGACGUUGUCCAUAGGGUUGAGGGGCUGCAGAAUCGAUUUUGUGGCCGGUAGGGCUCGUUGCCCGUACCUCAUAGGGCGCGGGCUGGGACGGGGGUUGGUAAGGCAUUGGCGUGGGAGACUGCAUCCGCGAAGAAAGGGCGGACGCACAAAAUUGAUUUUGUGGGAGAUCCGCUAAGGCGCAUAGCGGGAUGGAAGCUCUCCCCCCUAGUCCGUCGGCCCGGCGGAUUGCGUGGCGCACCGCCUCGAUAUUGAGCCACGCAGCCGCUCGAUUCGGUCGGACCUGGGAAGCUGCGAAAUCGAUUUUGUGUGGUCGGGCGAUUGUGUGGCCUUCAACAGCGAUUGCGCGACCCACAACGGCGAACCUGUGGCCAGCACAAAGCCGACCUUUUGGUCGGCGCUGCGUUCUGGGGGAAUGGAGAAUCGAUUUUGUGCAAUCUGCGGGAUUGCGCGUCUGGAGGAGGGGUUUUGUGCAAUCCGCGCCUGCGGGAUUCGAUUUUGUGCAAUCUGCGUUCUGUGCAAUGCAAAAUCGAUUUUGUGGAAUGCAAAGUCGAUUUUGCGGGAUUCGGUUUUGUGCAAUGCAAAACCGUGUCUGUCUGUCUGUCUUUCCAUGCCUGGGCAUGGCUUCAAAUGUUCAAGGCCCUAAAAGUUCCGUUGCAAUCCCAAUUUCUUCUUUCUCGAUUUGAUCUCGCAAUAAGACCACUGCUGAACCCGAAUAUUUUUUGAAUUCUAAGAUCUAGGAAGUUGAAGAUAAAACUUUUGCUCAAGUACAACAACAAGUUCUGAAAAAAGCACUCUCCUGUAAAGUAAAUACCAAAAAGCUUUCCCCUAUAAAAUAAAGCUCUGUUUGUAUUAGUUUGCAAUUAUCAACUUCGAGUUUGAUCGUCUUAAAAAAUAAAUAAUUUGUCUUUUCGCUUAGAAGUCUAGCUUUCAAGAUUUCUAGCAGCAGCUGGAGCCAGCAAAAUGCAAACUCCUAGUUCAUCUCUUUCAUUUUCUGACUCUUCAAGCCGUGUCCAGUUUUCGCCGCUCGGUCACCGCCACGUCGCCGCCUGGUGUGGUUCCGUGGUCGCGCUCCACCGCCCGAAUUUGGACCGCCCCGCAUGGUGGUAGUGGACCUGGGUGUUGUAGGGGAGGGAAGCAAACGCGCCAGCAUGAGAGUCGUGGACCUCAACACUCCACAAAGAACAACAGGUGUAUGAAGUGGAAUUAUACCUGUUCGGGUGCCCCCCGUCCCGGGGCACCCGCUCUGGUGUCGUGCCUUGGUGCCAGCCGCAAAUGCCCGCCGUCCUAGCGUGCGGCCCCCAUGUCCACGCCGUAGGGGUGUUGCCCUGGUUGUCGUGGUUGCGCCACCAGAGGUCAUUGCCAUGUUGCUUCGCCCCAGGAAGCCUCCUGCUACCUCCUCGGUAGUUCCAGAUCUUCCCGAACGUGUUGUAUGGUUCCCAACGUAUCGAAUGACCUGGUGGCUGUGUGGGGGACGAGCAAACACCGACGCCGGGGGCAUGAAAGUAUUGCAUUCCAUGCAGCUCAGAACCACAACAAUUAGAAGUGGAAUUAUACCUGUUCGGGGGGCGGCCCCCGCCUUGGGGCGCCCCCGCCCAUAUCUCGCGAAGGUGUCGACCGUUUUGCCCCGCCGCAGCGUGCAGUCGGUUGUCCGUGGUGGCCGUCCAAGUGUGGUUGACUUCGGCAGCUCGAGGUCGGGCGGGCAGGGUGUAGUACAAAUGCAGGUCAAGGUCGGAUGGCAGAUGAUGUGGGGGCGGGUCCCGGCAUUUGUCGGUAGCCGGGGGGCAGUGGUCAACUUGCACUCUGGGAGGGUGAUGCAGCAGGUGUUUAUUUCGAGGCGGCUGGUGGUAGACCUGUGUGGUCGGUGGGGAAGCAACGACAGCCAAACGGGAGCACUGUGGUGUGUGAAACUCGAACAAGCCAUGCGCGACACAGGAACUAUGACUAUACCUGUUCGGGCACCCCCCACCUGGAGGUGCCCGGGUCGGUGUCUCGCGUAGGUUCGUAGGGGUUCGUUGCUCCGGCGGUACCGAGCGUCCACACACCCAGCUGGUGGCUGGAUAAACCUCUUGGCGGUGAAGGUUGGGCGCGGCCUCCGGCUGGACCGUGGAGGGGGAUCUUGGUCGCGAGUCAGCUUGCGAUGAGUUUUCUGCAGAUGAGGUUCGGGGCGGGGAACAGGACUGGUGGUGCCGGCUCUGUGCAGUGACAUGUUGAGCGGGGAGGAAAGGAUCCUGCAGAUCUGGGGUGAACUCAUGACAGCCUUCAUUCCUACUCGUAGUCAUGGUAGGCAAGCAACAAUCACUAUAAGAAUACCGGUCAGGACCCCCCCACGCCUCCUCGACAACCCCGCGCCCGCGGUAGUAUGUUUGGGAGGGAGGAAGCAGUGGGCGGAGUCCUGGUGGCGCUUUGUUUGCGCUGAAAAACUCGCCCGCACCGCUCCCCCCGAUACUGUGCCGCUGCUCUUCGCCCUCGGUGUCGCUGUCCCAGUCUGCAUCGUCAUCGAGCUCCCCGCCCGGUUGUAGCGCGCGCCGCAGCAACCUGAUGAACUCGAUGCCCCAACACGGGUCCUCCUGCAACGCCGCGGACCGGAAUGCGCCCGGGUUGGACGGGUCUGCCACCCGGAGGUGUUGCAGGGCCGGACACUCCUGCACUAAGUGCGCCGUCGUUGCUGCCGGUGGGUUCUGUGUUCUCCCCUGACAAAACGGGCACGCGUAGUCUCUUCCGGUUAUGUCCGAAACCAGCAGGCCCAUCCUUGCCGCGUUGUAGGCGACUUCGUCCGCUCUCGUCGCGUGCGCCACGCUGUCGACCGGGUUGGCCGCGAAGUUGGACACCUGGCGGAGUGUCAUGCAGGUUUUCGACCCUCCUGGCUGUUUUCCCUUGUCCUGCAGCUCCUUCUUUUUCUGUUGCCGCAGGGACCUCGCGACCUCCCGCUUGGCCUGCCUGUGCGUGACCCUUGCACCGACUCCGGUGAAGUCGGUUUGCUCCCUGGCCAUGGUCGCGAGCUUGUCCGCGACCUCGUUGCCGUCCACGACCUUCCUGUGCGACUUUGUGAACACCAGCGACAGGUGUCCCGUCGGUCCUAGUUUCUCAAGUGCGUCCCGCAACGUUUCGUAGAGCAGCAGGUCACUGCCGUCGCGAAUUCUUGGGUUUUGGAGCGCCUCGAGAUUGGACUGCGAGUCCGUGACCACGACCGCCGUGCGGACUUCCCCUGCGGGUCUCUCUGCUACGGUGGCCAGGGCCCCCAGCAGGGCUGCGCGCUCCGCAUCGAACGAGUCCCCGUAGGACGUUGUUGCCCAGCCGUACUCCUUGUACCUGUCCCGCGCGUCUUCGACUACGGCCGCGGCACAUUGGAAGUCCUUGGCCGAACCGUCUGUGUACAGCGAGACGUCUGCCGCUGUGGUGAGUUGUCGCAACUCCUCGUCCGUCGUUCCGGUUGUGCGGACCGUUAGCCUCCCGGCUUCUUUUGCGGCGUGUACUGUGCUCAGGCCGUUCUGCGGGAGUGCCCCGGGUUCCGCUAGAACCUCACACCCCUCCGGUAGCGCCGAAGCCCGUAGCGCGUCGGCUGCCGCCGUCACCCAGUCGACCUGCCCCGCUGCCGCUUCAACCUGCUCUCGCAGCGGGUCCGUUUUCUCCCUCGACAUGCCACGCGCUAGCAGCGCGGCAGCUUCUUCUUUUGCCAGGUUUUCGAGUGGUUGGAGACCUGCCUCAUGCAAUGCACAGUCGCCGUUCGUUGUCCUCGGGAGCCCUAGUAUGCUCCUGGCCGCCUGCUUGUGGAACCUGUCGAGCUCCUGUUUGCACUUUUGUGGCAGUGCGAAGUAGUACGAGCCGAGGCCAUACCGAAAUAAGCUCUCACAGAAUAAACGGUAGAAGACUCGCACAUCUGCUGUGCGUGUCCACGGGAGCCGCGCGAGUGCCCGCACCGCUACCAUGCGGCGCCGCAACUUUCCUAGCAUUUUCUCGGUGUGCUUGCGAAAUCUCAUUUCGCGGUCUAGCGUGAUGCCUAGGAAUUUUGGAUGCGACUCAUACGGCAGCUCGGUGCCUACUUCGCUGUGCGUGUACAGCUUCAGCUCCUUCUCCUCUUGUUGGAAAACCCGCUGGAGCACCGUGAGCGUGCACUUCGUGGGCGAAAGCGACAUGUUGUUCCGCCGGCGCCAGUCGUGUAACCGGUCCAGCGCCGCCUGUAGCUUUCUCUCUGCUUCUUCGGGAUCAUCGUACUCGACCGAGAUUGCGAGGUCGUCCAUGUACAAGAAGACCUCACACCCCGUGCCCUCCAAUACUUCCGCGAGCUCGAAAAAGUCGCAGAAGACUGUGGGCCCGAUGACCGUCCCCUGUGGAACUCCUUGCGGGAUUUUGUGCACCUGGCUUCGCCCUCCUGCGUAUUCGACGACCCUGGUGCGGUCGCCGCAAAAGUUCCGCGUCCACCUGACUAACAACGCGUGCUCUGCUCGUUUGUCCUCCGGGAGGCGCGCGCCGUUCUUUAGCGCGUGCCGCGCGUACUUGUGCCGGUUCACCCGGUCGAAAGCGGUUUCUAGGUCGAUCAGCACCAAGGCCCUACGCUUGCCGGCGCGGAAUGUCUUCUGUGCCCUCGCGGAGAGCGUAGCGACAUGUUCCGCCGCCCCUCGGUGCUUGCAAUCGCCGUACUGCAGGUGGGAGCGCGCGGGGGUUCCUGCUUGUGCAAACAGGAGCCGGGUGCGGCUUUGCACGCAACGCUCUAACAACUUGGCCAAGAUUGGCGUCAAGGCUACUGGUCGGUAGGAACUCGGUUUGUCGACCGGCUUCGAUGGUUUCAGCAGUGGCUUCAGCAGCUCCCGUUUCAACGUUUGCGGCGUUCCUCCUGUGUUCACACAGUCGGAGAAAAAACCGCGAAGAAACUUUUUUCCUGCUGUGGGCAAGUUCUUAAACUGUGGCCCCUUCAGCCCGUCUGGGCCCCCCGCCGACGUUGACGACUGCGAGACCAGUGCUGCUUCUACCUCGUCGAGCGUGAACUCGAUCCGUGUGCUUGGCUUUAUCUCCGUGCUGAAGAUUUUCUCGGCUUCUCUUUUCGCGGUCUGCUCCUCUGCUUCGUCCAACGUCGGCAAGGAGGCGUAGUGUUUUGCGAAGACCGUCGGCAGCCCUGUGGCAUGGGACUCGCCCUCGAACUUUAGCACUUUGGCCGCCCCCGUGACCGGUCUGCCGCCCGCUUCGAGUUCCCGCAACAGCUGGAAAGCGCCGCUCGUUGUUGCCUGCGCCUUCUCUGCUUUCUCCCGGAACUGUUUGCGCCGCCUCUCGUUCUCUGCUGCCCGCACGGCCCUGGUUGCUAGCUUCGUCUCCUUCUGCCAGCGGGCUCGCUCGUCCCCGGUCUGUGCUGCGUGGGCCCGACGGGCGCAUUCGUUUCGGCGAACGAUUGCGGCCUCGAGUUCCGUGGGCUCGUGGUGCUUCCUCCGUGGCCUCACUUUCUUGGGGUUCACCGAGACCCUCGGAACGGCCUUGGCGGUCGCCGUUACUACUGCUUUGCGAAAGAACUCGGCCUGCUUGGUCAGCGGCGUCUCCUCUGUCGGCGCGUUGGCGGUUAGGAAAUUCGUGAACUCCUCGCGGUACAGGUCCCAAUCGGCUCGCUCGAACACCAGCUUCGUCUGCUUUCGCUUUGCCACUGUCUCCUUUUCCUCCGAAAGGGACUGAAGGUGGGCCGGUGUUGGUGGUUGCGGGCCCGCGAAGAACGACUGAACCAGCGGAACUGCGGCGGCCCAGCUGGUGACCCACUUCCCUAGCCGAAAACCCCGGGGCUCGGACGCCUUGCGUGCUUGCGCCCUCUUUUCCUUUCUCUGCCUCCUGCGUGCCGCUCCGCUCGUUUUCGACGGAGCUGCGCCUUGCUUCCGGCCUUGCGCGCCUGCUAUGCCGCCCCCUCCGAAGAGGAAACCGCCUGGCCCUUUUCUGCCUGUUGCACUGCUGUGUCCCGCGUCUGCCACUCCUUCUGCUUUCCCUGCCUGGUGUGCGGAGCCGCUGCCCGCGGCGCUGCUCGUGCUGCUGCUUGUUGCCCCCUGGGCUCCUGUCCUCGCCGCCGGUUGCGGGAUGCAGAACACCAGCGCGCUGUGGUCGCUCGCUAGUGGUACUACUGCCGGUCCGUUUGGCUGCACUGCAUAUGCCCGCGCUGCUAGUGAGUCAGACAUCAAAAGCCAGUCGGGACUGGUUUCCGAGCUGGGUCGCGUUGGCGUCUCCCGGUUCGCGAAUGUCGCGAGGCCUUGGUCUAAUGCGAACUGUUCCACGUCGCUACCUCUUUGGUCGUCCCGCUCCGCCGGUGGAAAAACAGCUGUUCUGUGGCCGUUGACGUCCCAGCUGAGAAAGACUUCGUCCCCGUUCUUGCCCUUCGGCAGUGGCAGUCCCUUCGCCCCGGGGGCGGUGUACACUGCUGCGCCUGUGAGUGCUGCGUUCUUCGCUGUGCCACUGUAGACGUGUGCGGCUGCUAGGUUGUGCCGGCCUCCUUCUUUCGUGUUCCACUGAAAGCCGUCCUUCGCGUCUUCUGCCUUUACGUUUUUGUGCGCUACGACGGCGGCGCCCCCGUAUGUCGCGUUUCCGCCGCUGCCUGACGUUGCGGGGGAGAACGAUACCAACACGAACUCGUCCCCCAACAAGCGCACGAACUCGCCAAACUCUUCUUCCGUUUCGCACCAGUGCUCCUGCAGGAAGAUGAGGGAGCUGUCUACUCCCCGGACCAACCUCCGCAGGCCUGGCGCUUUUGCUGCUUUUGCUUUUUCUGAACGGACGCUCUGGCAGUUCCACUGCACUCCUACCUCUCCGGCCCAGUCGGUUCGGGGUGGGAGGUCCGGAAUGGCGAAGUCUAACGCCACCUCUCGUGGCGCCUCCUGGACGUAGCCCACCUUGUAGUGGGACAUCUGCGCCGGGCCCCCGCCGGUGUGUACCCCCCGCGGGUACGCUGGCAACAUCACGCGCGUGACUUCCGGGUGCUCUUCUGCGGCAUGGCUCAGCAUGCCCUUCAGAGCGUUGACCCGCCCGACCUGGUAGACCCUGUUGGCGUUUGCGUUUGGAUCUUCCCGGCAGAUCGUGCACUCGUAUCGCUUGUCCGGUGUCCCUUUCUCCGGCGUGAUGUCGUGGCAGAGAAGUUCCGUCGUCUUGUCGAAGCGAUGGCUGCAGGGCACUGUUAGUGGCCUGCCCCACGCGUCCGUGCUGUCUUCCUUCGCCUGUUCGUCCUGGGACGGCGCUGGGCGUGCCUUCCUGCUGCUGCUGCUGCUGCUGCUGCUCGUUGCCCCCGCGUUCGGCUGCUGUUGCCUCUGUUCCCGCUGCGCGAGCCUUUGCCUCCCCGCAAUUGCUUCCGGGCUGUCUUCGCCGUAGAAGCGCUCACGGACCUGUUGCUCUGUCAAGACGCCUCUGUUGACGAGGCUCCGCUUGCUCUCCCCCGGCAUCAGGUCGACGGCGCCGUUCCUGUGGGUGCGUGUCCACAUGAUGUCGUCCUCGUCCUCCACCUGUACGAAGGCGGUGCUUACGCCCCUCAGUGUGUUGCUGGGGUGAAGCCUCGGCGUUUUGUUUCUCUUUUUUUUCCCCCUCCUGCGCCGGCCUCGCGGGCGGCUCGUGCCUCUGCUCCUCUCUUUGGCCUGCUCUUCUUUGCGACGCCUGUCGUUCUGUCUCGCGGCCGCCGGCUCCUUGUGCCGCCGCCCGGCCUGUGGCUUUUGUCCCUUUUCCCUUUAGCCUUGCCGGAGGGUUGACGAGGUCACUGAACCGGGUGGACACGCUGUCUACCGCUUCUGUCACCGUGUGCACCGCUGCCGCGACGUCCGCCGCCGCGCUCAGCAGACCGUGAUGUGGUUUUGUGCAAUGCAAAAUCGAUUUUGUGCAAUGCAAAAUCGAUUUUGCGGGAUUCGGUUUUGUGCAAUGCAAAAUCGAUUUUGUGCAAUGCGAAAUCGAUUUUGCGGGAUUCGGUUUUGUGCAUAUGCAAAAUCGAUUUUGUGCAAUCCGCGUCUGAGGGAAUGCAAAAUCUAUUUUGUGCAAUGCAAAAUCGGGACUAGGUUUUGUGCAAUGCAAAAUCGAUCUUGUCCAAUGCAAAAUCGAUUUUGUGCAAUGCAAGAUCGAUUUUGCGGCAUUCGGUUUUGUGCAAUGCAAAAUCGAUUUUGUGCAAUGCAAGAUCGAUUUUGCGGCAUUCGGUUUUGUGCAAUGCAAAAUCGAUUUUGUGCAAUGCAAAAUCGGGCUUCGGUUUUGUGCAACGCAAAAUCGAUUUUGUGCAAUGCAAAAUCGAUUUUGCGGGAUUCGGUUUCGUGCAAUCAUGCAAAAUCGAUUUUGUGCAAUCCGCGUCUGCGGGAAUGCAAAAUCGAUUUUGAGCAAUGCAAAAUUCGGGAAUCGGGAAUCGCCCCCCUUAGGUUGGUUGGCUCUGGCCUCUACAGUUUCGCCGCGCCACCGGAUUUUUUUUCGAUUUUCUUGGCCGAUAAAAAGUUGGUCCAAAUCACUACCAAGACAACCUUAGCGUUAGCGUCGUGCUGUAGCAUGGAAAUCAUGUUGGUGUUUCUGUCGUGAAGAUGAAAGAUUUCCCGUGCAUUCCUGUUGUUAAGGAGUCGCAAGGCGGGAAGCGCGGCCUCGUCGCGGAUCCGGGAGGAAGGGCGUUCAUGCAAAACCAGUACUGAAAUGUUGAUGAAAUGUUGCUUUUUUGCAUUUGGUUUCAGUUGUUGAACUACACGAAAAUUCUUGCAUCACUUCCUUGUCAGAAGUCCACUACGACCGCUAUUUUUCUGCUAUGUAAGAAGCUCGUGCGGGUCGUGGUGAAGCAAGAUGAGCAUGACAAGUUGCGUGAGCAUGAGCAAGCUGAGCAGGAGGUGGAGCACCCGCUGAUGCUAAUGCAGCAUCAUCUCUACAAGAUAAACCAUGCAUGCUAGAUUAUCAGAUACAGUGAAAUACUGUCAUCUAUACGAACGCGGCAUCAAAUCGCUUCUAGUACUACGAUCUGGUGACCGCGCCGUCGUUUCUGUGUUGAUGUGAUGAUGAAGCGAACAUACAACCCACCCCCGUUGUAAAUCUAUGAGGUACCUCAAGCCAGCCACGCUGAACGCGUGGCAGCAAGCGCGGGCCCUUAUGCCACCAAGGAGCUACAAGACCUGGAGAGGACCGGUUCAAGAUUUAUCACAGUACAAUAAAGUAUGUCACCGUGCUGAUGUGGUUGUUGUUUCUUCGCAGCUUCACGGGGAGGCGAUCUCCAAUUUUGAAGUUGUUGUUCAUCAAUGUACAGUUUGGGCGUUUUCCAAGUCUCGUUGUCGUUUUUGAUGAAUGUCAUGAUUGUUGCUACUUAUAAUGCAUGCCAUUUGCAUUUUUUUCAAGAGGACCAGGAGCCUGAAUCUGAAAUAACUCUGCCUGCACAACUCUGUCUUUUGCAGAUGUUCUAUGUUGCCGUUCUCAAAAUCGACUUGAAGUGAACUCGUGUAAUGUUCGUGUUUUCUUGAAAAUGCGAAGAACAAGACCACAUCAAGCGCGGGCGGCAAACCGUUUGCAAUGGGAUACCGCGGCAGGGAGUUGUACAGGUGGCACGCACAGCCAGAGGGUACGUGUAGAAGUAAUGUAGUCGCUCAACAGCUGUAUAUGAUUGCGCAACUGAGACUCCUGACUCUUACUUAACCCUUGUAGUGUGAAAAAGAUCCUAUCAGAAGACGUGAUCAAUGUUUAAGGAUAGGGAUAGUCCUCUACCUCCUAGGAAGGUACGUUUUCGAGAUGAAGAAGAAAACCAAGAUAAAAAUCAACACGACCACCACAGACGUCGCCCCACCGGAUCCGGAGAAAAUGGGCCAGCAGCACAAGGAUUGGAUGGUCGGCCACAACAUACAACGGGAGAAGCACCUCUACCCCAUCUACUUUCACCGGCAAAAGAUCAAGCACUACCACAAAACCAAGGAGAACCGAGCUGCAGACCGUGCGGAAGUGGAGGCAUUGGCCAAAUUGGACGGCAAGGAUCCCUAUCCUCUGCAAAAGUUUAGGUUUCGUGCUGUUCGUAGCUUCUUUGUUCCCGCACGUCGAAAUUUCCAAAAUAAAUGCAGCGCAUUUUAAGUAUUUGAAUCUGUGCUGGAAGCCGGGUCCGAUGCGAUUUUCUUAUCCGUGGCCAUGAAAAAAAACUACGUUGUGCGACGGGAGAUGAACUUUUGCAAUGCAUAGUGCACCCCCGGACACGGCGAAGCCGAUGGGCCCCGAACCAUUGCCGCCUGCAAUCGGACCCCCGCCCAUCAACAUCAAUCCGCCGCUCUUCAAGCACACAGAAAAGGCGUCGCGUGCCCUGUACUUAUAUCCCUUGCAAAUGUAAUGUCUGGGUCUGCAAAGUUGUGUUGCUGAGUUCGGCAUGACCUAUGUCUAGGUCUGCAAAGUUGUGUUGCUGAGUUCGGCAUGACCAAGACGCUUCUACUUCAUGCAGUCAAGCAUGGCAAAGUUUUUUGGCGCUGCUACUGUCUCCAGGUCGUCAUGGUCAAGCGUUGUAACGCGCAUUUUUACAAACCGCAAUGUUGCAUGACAAUCAUAUAAGUCGCGUGUUGUCGGUCAUGCUGCAAUAUACAAAUUUUUUGUACGGGAAUGCAAGUCUAGCAAUCCAAGUCGUGACUUUAUUCUCAGACCCAGACGCAUUUGCAAUGCAUAACCUGAAGUAUCCGCCCGACCUCUUCGAAGAGCUCCGCGUGAUGAAGCAAGACUACUUAUCCGAUGUAAAAACGUCCCCGCCCCAGACCUGUCACGCAAAUCAAAAUCUCCAUGCGCAAGCGCAAGCCUCAAACGUUUCUCAUCAUGCGCAGGCCGCCUAGUAUGAGGACGAUUUUCUAUUGCUAUCUAGGAGCUCGUCAUGCUAGAAUCAGGCUGAGAUGGCCGAUUUGAUGUGCUGCAGCUGCUGCCCUGCUAGCAUAGCAGGAUGACACUGCGAGCCAACAAGACUAGAACUUGUCAUGCGCAACAGCCGUUGGUUUGGGUAGCAAAAAAAAAUCCCCAUCUUGACUCUGGGGAGGUGGGUGCGUUGGUUUUUACACAGGAUACUAGCUCCCAGACGCCAAAAGGGCACUCGAAAAGCGGAAUGCCGAGAAGAAGAAGCGGCUAGCGAAGUCAGCGUCCGUGGCGUGAUAGUCAACAUAGUCGUCUUGAUAUCAAAUGUAAAAAUGUCUGGGUCUGGAAACUUCUGAUGCUGAGUGGCGUAGCAUGAGGAGGCCACAAGUGCUGGCUCAGCAUGACAAACUUCUGAGCUUGUAGGUGUUGCCUAUUCUGCAUGACAAAUUGCGUCUCCGCAUGAAAGAAAAAAGCGGCUCUUGGGCAACGUGCAUGACAGAUUUAAGAGUCAUGCCAGACAAGCAUGACAAACAUGCUUUCUUCCAGACCCAGACACUUUUACAUUUGAUACUUGAUCAAUAUGAUCAAUUUCCUGCUUAUUUACUAUUACCAGUUUGCGUCUAUUUCAGAUGAUCCAGAUAUCGUUAUCGAAAGAACUUGCACUAGUUCGUUCAUAAUUUUUCUACCAGUUUGCGUUUCGCGUCAUUUCAUGUCGAUGCCGAUAGAAGUCUUAAUCUCAUUUACAUUUUUAUACCAGUUUGUUUGAUGCAGGCGUGGCGCAGCGUGUUGCGAGCAGACAAUGUACUACAGUUGUAAGGCUCGUUUCGCAGGCACGCGUGGCUCUCACAGUCACGAAAACAGGAGGAGAAAAGGAAAAGCCCAUGCCUUUGCCUUUCCUGUAGUAGAUGAGUCGCUGCAUGAUCUUGUUGUGCUGUGAGGAGCUACUUCAUUGUUAGUGCUGGCUAACGGAUCGCCAGUAGUGAAGUAGACGAGUGGUCCUCUGUACAGAAAAGCACAUCAUCACGACGAACAAUGGAGGACUCGCAGCUCGCAUCACCGUUGGCGCUUUUUGGAAUAAUUCGUCUGCUCCGGGAAAAAAGUAAAGAACUUGUCGCUGAACUUUGUACAAUACGAACUGAAAUUUUGGCUUGGUAAUAA
Amoebophrya sp. A120 is the source of this 15153-nucleotide messenger RNA. Lineage: Eukaryota; Dinophyceae; Syndiniales; Amoebophryaceae. The record is from the annotation of a GenBank genome assembly.